CAACAGUCAAAUACUGGACGAAGCAUGAUUUUCACGGCUGUUUUUAUGUUUUCCAUCGAUGUUUACCUUUAUUUUUUGGUGGUUGAUUACUAUCAAAAAUAUUGAGAAUAAUUGAAGAUUGUAUUAUACUAUCCAUAAUUAAUCAUCAGUAAAAAUGUCUGUGCAUUGGAGUUCAGAAUUAAUGAAAUGGGAGUACCGCGAUCUUCAAGCUACUGCGAUGUCGGUGGAUUUCUCAGGAAAUAAUGUUCUGCUAGCAGGAAGGCGAUGGCUAGCCAUUAAACAGAUCAGCUUAGAAGAUGACGGCGGUGACAUAGUGAAGAAGUACCCGCGGCACAGCAAAUAUGACGCCGCAGGGGCGGAAUGGUGUCAGUCCUAUCAUGGUCAAAAGCUCUGUGCUAUUGCGAGCAACCAGAGAGUUGAUGUGUAUGAGUGGCGUGCUGGCAAUGACCUGACUUGUAUAUGUUCUCUCCGAGGACAUACUCGUGUUGUUAGUGACACCCAUUUUCAUAGACAAGAUCAUAAUUUAAUAGCUACCUGCUCUAUUGAUACAUUUACUCAUUUAUGGGAUUUACGAGAUGCUAGAAAACCUGUUGUAUCUCUUUGUGCAGUGGCUGGUGCAUCUCAAGUGCAAUGGAAUAAAGUGGCUACACAUAUUGUAGCCACAGCACAUGAUGGAGAUAUAAAAAUCUGGGACUACCGUAAGCACACGGCACCCAUACAUUACAUAUCGGCUCAUCUGUGCAAGAUACAUGGAGUAGACUGGAGUCCCCAUCAUGAGUAUCAGUUAGUCACUUCUAGCCAUGAUGGUAGCAUCAAAUAUUUUGACAUAAACAAUGGAAGACGUCCAGAAAAUAUUAUCAUGACAAAUUUCCCUGUAUGGAGAGCUAUUUACACUCCGUUUGGUAGUGGGCUGUUGACAAUUGGAGUGGGAUGGGGAGGAUUGCCAAGAGCUGAACAAGCCGGGGUGAUUGGGAUAUGGGUAGGAGGGUCUUUGACUCAUAGGCUAGUUGGCCACACAGAUACUGUACAGACCAUGGUGUGGCGACCGAACACUUCACCAGCUAAUUACCAGUUGGUUACUUGGGGAAGAGAUCAAACUUUGAGACUAUGGGCAAUGCACCCAUCGUUAUUGAAAAUGUGUAAUCAUUACCUGCCCGAUGAUGAUGAUCAUGAUGAAGAUAACAACAGUGACUCUACAAGUUAUUCCUCCAUAGUUGGCUCUAUGAAUGAUGUGUCACUCGAUAAUAAAGGUCAAGACAUUCAAAUGAACAAGCUUUCCAAUAAGUCCAUGACGUCAAUAGAUGAAGAAUUUGAGUCAAUUCGAGAGAUGGCUAACAUUGAAGUGACAGACAUGAACAUUGAGACACGAACAUGUCAGAUUCAUUCAGAGCGCAACGGGUACACUGCCAACUUGCAAGUGGUGUUCCCCAGAAAUGUUAUGGAACAAACUAUACCGAAAUUCUCUUGGCUGUCUGGUACAAAUGUUGAUAGUGCUACUACUAUAAAAAUUCUUCAGGCCAUUAAUAAAACUGCUUACAAAAAGAAGAAAGAAGGCCACAGAUGUCUGUUACAUUGCCUGAAAACAUUGGCAACGUCAGUUGAUGAGAUACCCGUAAAGUCAAAUGAUGACACAGACUCAAUGAAAUCGAGCCAGAGAAGUCAAUCGGAAAGUGAAAACGCGGGAGACUCGUGCAUCCCUUUCCCUCGCACUUGCGGCGCUAAAUGGUGCGGAGUGAGCACGUUAGUCGUAUUCAAUCGACCGCCAAAUGCUAGAAGAUUAUCGUUGAAACAGGAGACGGGUACACCCCGGUCUAUGUCCUCAUUGUCUCUGGCGCCAACUAUUUUUGGAACUGGAUACAGUUCAGUCUCGCCUCAUGCCACAACCACUCCUUCGCCGACUAACGCUCCGGGAUUUCCGCAGUUGCACCAUAGACAUGCGUCAAAUUCUAUAACAACCUUCUACUUUCAGGAUAGAUGGAAGGCGCAAGGUCGCCGCGCCGGCAGCAUGCGCAGCCGCGGCAGCAUCUCUGGCUGCGGCGCGCCGCGCGUGCUGCUGUACUCCGCCGCCAACCUGUUCCCGCUGCGGCAGGACCUCGCUGAGAAGUACGUCAUCGAUGCUGACGAUCCCGUCGAAAUGUGCGAGAAGAACGCCAAGAUAGCAUUGGAAGAAGAGGAAUGCGAGUUGUCCCAAGCGUGGGCGCUGGCGGCGCUGGUGGCGCGGUCGUUGAAGGCUCGCGUGGUGGACCACCUGGCCUCGAGCGAGGAAACCAUGGGCUGGAUCGGCCACCCCCUCUGUUGCAACCUGCUGCAGUCGUUAAUUUCCCACUACGCAAAAUGUUCAGACCUACAAACGGCGGCCAUGCUGGCGUGCGCUUUCUCAGUAUUCAACGACACCAGCAACUCCAGCUCGCAGUCCACGAUAAGCACUUCUAGUUGUGGAAAUGGCACAUCGCCAUACAGCACCGUGAACCAAUAUAGCGAAAUAAGCGCCGACGGCUGGACCCUGCCCAUCGUACUGCGAAGCAACUCCUGUUCAGAAGCGGAGAACUUCUACACCGACUCCACCGUGUCCAAGUCUGAGAAAACCACGUCAUGUGUGUUGGACGAGGCGACCGUCCAUCUGUACCACUGCUUCAAGAGGGUGUAUGCUGAUAUAUUGCUGCGGUGGCAGCUGAUAUAUAAGAAGACUGAAGUGUUGAAGCUAGUCCGCUGCAAGCAGUCAGACGGCAGCUGGACGGGCCCGGAGCUGGGCGCGGAGUGCGCUCGCUGCGGCCGCGUGCAGACGGGCGCGGUGUGCGCGCAGUGCCGCACGCUGGCGCUGCGCUGCGCCGUGUGCGCGCUCGGCGUGCGCGGCCUCGCCGCCGCCUGCUCCUACUGCGGUCACGCCGGACACGCGCGACACAUGAUGGACUGGUUUACAAAACGUGAUACCUGCCCGACUGGUUGUGGAUGCAAAUGCAGUAUAGAAGGCACUACCGUGUGGAAGGGGUCCAAAUAUGUGUAAAGGUAGUCAUAAUAAUUUUAAUAGACACUGUGCCUAAAACGGACUUUUGUGUAAUUCGACAAUAGUCAGGUGGCCGACUUUGUAUAUGUCUUCUAAAUAACUAGAUGCGGUAAAUCUCGUCUCGACUAAAAACAAUAUUCCUGAAAGCAUUCGCGCCAAAAUUACUUACUGAAUACUACUGAGUCUAGUUCUUGCACUCCAAAUCUCUUCACAUAUUAUAAUCGGACAUCGUACUUUUUUAGCAAAACAACUUAUACGGGUCGAUUAAUUUGAAAGACAUAUUUAUAUUGUUAUUUUUUAAAUAUUUUUAAACAAAAUAUGUAAUUUUAAGUGUAUUUAUAAAUAAUUAUCCCAAGACAUAAUUUUAUAUAGUGUCAUUGAUAAAUAUAAUAAGCAUUGACUGCCAUUAUUUGUAAAUUUUAAUAAAUAAGUACACACUUUUCAAAUACUUAAAA
This is a messenger RNA of Plodia interpunctella (Indianmeal moth), 3459 nucleotides long. It is a transcript of the gene Wdr59, whose product is annotated as WD repeat domain 59. The record is from RefSeq and is a predicted model, not a curated record. Gene Ontology annotation, biological process: positive regulation of TORC1 signaling; cellular response to amino acid starvation. Lineage: Eukaryota; Metazoa; Arthropoda; Insecta; Lepidoptera; Pyralidae. The coding region runs from base 155 to 3004 and encodes 949 amino acids. Gene Ontology annotation, molecular function: protein binding; signaling adaptor activity. The transcript is spliced from 12 exons. Gene Ontology annotation, cellular component: Seh1-associated complex; vacuolar membrane.